Candidozyma haemuli is the source of this 1662-nucleotide messenger RNA. It is a transcript of the gene PHO84, whose product is annotated as phosphate transporter. The transcript has a single exon. Lineage: Eukaryota; Fungi; Ascomycota; Pichiomycetes; Serinales; Metschnikowiaceae. The coding region runs from base 1 to 1662 and encodes 553 amino acids. Gene Ontology annotation, molecular function: phosphate transmembrane transporter activity. The record is from RefSeq and is a predicted model, not a curated record. Gene Ontology annotation, cellular component: membrane. Gene Ontology annotation, biological process: transmembrane transport; phosphate ion transport.
AUGUCUGAGAAAAUUGCUACUCAACAAUCUCUCUCCAAGCAGAGCGGUGGUAAAACCGCCUUCAAGGACUACUUGGAAAAGUUUGCUCAUGUUGAGGACCCUUUGGAAAGAAGAAGAUUGGCUCUUGAGGAAAUCGACAAUGCUGGUUUCGGUUGGACUCAGGUCAAGAUGAUCAUGAUUGCAGGUGUUGGUUUCAUGACGGAUUCUUAUGAUAUUUUCGCUAUCAACUUGGGUAUCACCAUGUUGACGAAUGUCUACUGGGGCGGUACAAUGCCUGAUUCUACUACCACCCUUUUGAAGGUUUCUACUUCUGUCGGUACCGUUAUUGGCCAGGUUGGUUUCGGUAUGAUGGCCGAUUUCGUCGGUAGAAAGAGGAUUUACGGUUUGGAGUUGAUUGUCAUGAUUUGUGCUACUAUCAUUCAGUGUGUUAUUGGCUCUUCUCCUGCUAUCAGUUUCCCUGCUAUUUUCGCCUUUUUGAGAAUUGUCAUGGGUAUUGGUAUUGGUGGUGACUAUCCAUUGUCGUCCAUCAUCUCUUCUGAGUUCUCUACUACAAAAUGGAGAGGUGCUAUCAUGGCUGCUGUUUUCUCUAACCAGGGUUUGGGUCAGAUUCUCGCUGGUAUUGUUGCCCUUUGUCUUGUCGCUGGUUACAAGAGCGACUUGCAGCCAUAUGAACAACACCAAUGUACUGGUGUGUGUAUCAAGGCUUGUGACCAGAUGUGGAGAGUUUUGAUUGGUUUCGGUUGUGUUCCUGGCUGUAUUGCUUUGUACUACAGAUUGACCAUCGCCGAGUCUCCUCGUUACUCUCUUGAUGUUGAGGACAUUGCUCACUUGGACAAGCAGGCUGACAUUGAGGCUGUUCUCGAUGCUGCUGCUCAGGAAAUUACUCCACCAAAGGCUUCUUUCAAGGACUUUUGGAGACACUUUGGCCAGUGGAAGCACGGUAAAUACUUGAUCGGUACUGCUGGUUCUUGGUUCAUGUUGGACAUUGCUUACUACGGUUUGGGUCUUAACACUGCUGUUAUCUUGGACGCUAUUGGAUAUGCUUCUGACAAGAACAUCUACACUAACUACUGGAACACCGCCGUUGGUAACUUGAUUUUGGUCUGUGCUGGUUCUUUGCCAGGUUACUGGGUUGCCGCUGCUACGGUCGACACUAUCGGAAGAAAGCCAAUCCAGCUCAUGGGUUUCAUUCUUUUGACUGUCUUCUUCUGUAUUCUUGGUUUCGCUGAUGACAAACUUGGCCAGAACGGUAAGUUGGCUUUGUACGUCUUGUGUCAGUUCUUCGAGAACUUCGGUCCUAACACAACUACUUUCAUCGUUCCAGGUGAAUGUUUCCCAACUAGAUACAGAUCUUCUGCUCACGGUUUGUCCGCUGCUGCUGGUAAGGUUGGUGCCAUUGUUGCCCAGACAUGUCUUGGUACUUUGGUGAACCACGGCUGUGCUGCCAACGACAGAAACUGUUUCCUUCCACAUGUUAUUGAGAUCUUUGCUCUUUUCAUGUUGCUUGGUUGCUUCACCACUCUCUUGAUCCCAGAGACCAAGAGAAUGACCUUGGAGGAGAUCUGUGAGAAGUACCACGGUGAAGUUGACACCACCAAGUUGGGCGCCGACAGAUACGUUACAGAGCAAGCCGAUUCUUCCGACUCUGACUUGAAACGCUAA